AUGCGGAACCGUGCAAUUGCAGAUUACCUCAGUUCAAAUGGCUACGAGCAAGCUUUGGUUGAAUUCAGACGGGAAGCCAGCCUGGAUUCUGAUAUAGACCACAAGUUUGCUGGGUUAUUAGAAAAGAAGUGGACUUCUGUAAUCCGACUCCAAAAAAAGGUAAUGGAUCUUGAGGUGAAACUGGCCGAGGCUGAGAAGGAGAAUGCUCUUAUGCAAGCUGGUGGAGGCUAUGGGCCCGUUGGGGCCGCACCUGGCUCCGGCUUGCCCGGUCGCGGUGGCGACCGUCGUGGAGGCCCCGAUGCCAUUCCAAGGCCCCCUGCUAAGUUUACGCUCACCGGCCACCGCUCAACGGUCACUAGGGUCAAGUUUCAUCCUCAGUAUACCGUAUUUGUCUCAGCCAGCGAAGAUGCCACUAUAAAGGUGUGGGACUACGAGAUGGGUGAAUUUGAUGCGACGUUAAAAGGACACACAGAUGUAGUACAAGACAUUGCUUUUGAUCCUUCUGGCAAUCUGCUUGCUUCUUGUUCUGCGGAUAUGCAAGUCAAGUUGUGGGAUUUUACUACCUACACGUGCAUAAAAACUCUUUCUGGUCACGACCACAACGUCUCGAGUGUCUGUUUUCUACCAUCAGGCGACUUUCUAGUGAGCGCAAGUCGAGACAAGACAAUCAAGAUCUGGGAGGUCGCUACCGGGUACUGCGUAAAGACGUUGACUGAACACAAAGAAUGGAUUCGUUGUGUUCGACCAAAUCCUGAAGGUAAUUUGCUUGCUAGCUGUUCCAACGACCAGACCGUACGUGUAUGGGCCAUUGGGAACGCGAGGGAAUGCAAGGCUAUUGCGGUCUUACACGGACACGACCACGUUGUGGAAUGCAUUGCCUGGCUGACUUCGAAUGAACCCCAAGUCACUAGUGCCAUCUCCUCAGCUGCCGCUGUCAGUGAAAAUGGAUCACAGUGGCAACAGAUCAACGGUGGUGACGUAGCCACUAGCGAGUCUGCCAAUGAUGCGCCCAUUAUCUUAGCCUCUGGCGGUCGCGAUCGACAAAUUUGCAUUUGGGACGUUAAAUCUGCCACGUGUCUAUUCACAUUGAUUGGCCACGACAAUUGGAUUCGGCAGUUGGUCUUCCAUCCUUAUGGCAAAUAUCUGCUCUCGGCAUCUGAUGAUAAAACGGUUCGUGUUUGGGACCUAAAGAAUCGUCGUUGCCACAAAACUCUCGAUGCGCAUUCACACUUUGUCACCACAUUGGAUCUACGUAAAGGCGUCCCCUUUCUCAUCACUGGCAGUGUAGAUCAGACAAUUCGAGUCUGGGAAUGUCGUUGA
This is a messenger RNA of Mesocestoides corti, 1320 nucleotides long. Lineage: Eukaryota; Metazoa; Platyhelminthes; Cestoda; Cyclophyllidea; Mesocestoididae. The record is from the annotation of a GenBank genome assembly.